Messenger RNA from Sorex fumeus (smoky shrew), 273 nucleotides. Its product is annotated as ATP synthase membrane subunit K, mitochondrial-like. NCBI's taxonomy places the organism in Eukaryota, Metazoa, Chordata, Mammalia, Eulipotyphla, Soricidae. The transcript is spliced from 2 exons. The record is from RefSeq and is a predicted model, not a curated record. Bases 1 to 231 code for a protein of 76 amino acids.
AUGCCAUACCUGACACCAACUGCGGGCUCUGGAACUUCUGCGCAGAUUGCAGUCACGGCAGGUCCAGAAGCUGAUGCCCAAUUCCAGUUCACUGGUAUUAAAAAAUACUUCGACUCUUACACUCUGACAGGUAGAAUGAAUUGUGUGCUGGCCACGUAUGGAGGAAUCACUCUGUUGAUUUUGUACUUCAGUUUGAAGCCUAAGAAAACCCCAGCUGUGAAGAAAACAUAAAAUGUAUUUUAGACUGUACUUCAUCUGUCUGGUUCUGAUCCC